CAGGAUGUGCCUUGAUAUUUAGUUAUGAUUGUGCGGCACAAAAGAGGGGGACAUUUAAUAAGUUCGGCACCAUUUAAAUAUAGAUGUUUCACCACAUUUUUCACCUUAUCUUUAAACAUCUUUCGUCACUUUCUGCCGCAAAACGGAAACCUAAUAAAGUUAGAAAAAAAUGUAUCCAAAAUCACCUUUUCAACGUAACGCACUUGUUGAGUCCCAAAUUCUUAAACGGAAUCCCACGCAGAUAGCGGAGUUGAUGAGUUGGUUAUGCCGGCCGCCAACUAUUACGACAUAUCGCAUAAAUGUGCUACGCACGACGGUGCCAGCGUUCAAGCAGAGACUACAACAAGUGCUACGUGACCGAUAUGCGCAGCCACCUAAAGUUUAUGAAAUUCCCAGCAUUCCAGAGGUUCUUAGCAUAUCGCCCAUACCAGUCAGUAUUCCGGAUAUGACGCAAAAGCAAUCAGAAUUACAAAGAGAAGUUGUGGUAGAUAGCUGUUGUGGUGCAGCUCUACUACGUGGCGCUCAUCUAUAUGCGCCUGGUGUACUUGCCAUGGAAGCGGGCACCAAAUUGGGUGAGCAGGUUUCGGUGUACGCCGAUUUGGCGGGCAAGUGUAAACAAGGCACAAAUACGCGUUACGACUCGCCAGAUAAACUUUUUUUGGGUGUGGGCGUCGUACGCAUGCAACGGCAUCAUAUUUUUGGACCUUUAACUAAGUUUGGGGAUUCCAAUGACAGCGCGCCGACUGAGCGGUUGAAAGGAGUGGCGGUGGAGAUGAUCGAAACUACGUCCGGGGUACCCACCAUUGGCGACUUGAGUUGCAGUGAAGCGCUACUGCAGAACUUGCCAUCCAUUGUAUGCGUACGGGUGCUGAACCCCCAGCCUGGUGAACGUGUGCUCGAUAUGUGUGCCGCUCCCGGAAAUAAAACAACACAUAUUGCAGAGAUGAUGGAUGAUCAAGGCGAAAUUAUAGCUCUGGAUAAGGUAGCCAAGAAAAUCGCUGUCAUGCAAGAAAAGAUAAGAGGUGAAGGCUUGAAGAGUAUACGCGCUUAUGCCUUCGAUGCUACGAAAGCCUUCGAUACAUCUAUUCCUGCAAAAAAUACUACUAAAAUUUUACAAUCGCCGCCUUUCGCGGCGAAUACGUUUGAUAAAAUCUUGCUUGAUGCACCCUGCAGCGCUUUGGGCAACAGACCGUUUCUGAUAGCAUCGUCCAAUAUGACGCCCCAAAUGCUGGCGUCAUAUCCAAAAGUGCAGCGAAGGUUAUUUUCAGCAGCAGUUCCGCUGCUCAAACCGAACGGUGUGUUGGUUUACAGCACUUGCACAGUCACCGAAGAAGAGAAUGAGUGCAUUGUGAGUUGGGUGCUUGAAACGUUUCCGCAGAUACGACUAGUUGCCGCUGUUCCUCGUUUAGGCGAAAGCGGCCUUAAGCACACAGGUCUCAAUAAUGAUGAGAGGCAGUAUGUACAACGGUUUAGCCAUAACGUCAAAGAAACCGGAAGAGUGCCCAUUGACACUGUAGGAUUUUUCAUAGCAAAAUUCAUAAAGCAGUGUCGAGAUGAUGUGCAUGGCGUUUAAAAAUCUUCGAUCUAAUUUCUUUAAAAUACAUAAGACAGACGCUUUUAAUUCUCAAUAUAAGUUGUUUAUUCUAGUUUGCAUUUAUUUAAUUAUUCGUUAAGUAUAUUCAUACAUAAUGAAAUGUUCAGCUAUAAACAUACAUACAAU
Molecule: messenger RNA, 1720 nt
Organism: Anastrepha obliqua
Lineage: Eukaryota; Metazoa; Arthropoda; Insecta; Diptera; Tephritidae
Product: tRNA (cytosine(72)-C(5))-methyltransferase NSUN6
Exons: 3
Coding region: 170-1573 (467 amino acids)
Biological process (GO): RNA methylation
Molecular function (GO): methyltransferase activity; RNA binding
Source: RefSeq, a predicted model, not a curated record